Fusarium keratoplasticum is the source of this 1317-nucleotide messenger RNA. RefSeq names its product CFEM domain-containing protein. The record is from RefSeq and is a predicted model, not a curated record. The coding region runs from base 1 to 1317 and encodes 438 amino acids. The transcript is spliced from 7 exons. Lineage: Eukaryota; Fungi; Ascomycota; Sordariomycetes; Hypocreales; Nectriaceae.
AUGAAGUUCUUUGCGUUUGCCGCCUUGAUCCUGGCUGUGUUCCAGGCUGGCGUGUGGGCUGCCACCACGCCAGAAGAGCCUCCUACCUGUGGCUUGCUAUGUAUCCAGCAGGAGACGCUCAAGUCGACUUGCGAGUUGACCAACGUCACUUGUAUCUGCACCAACGUUGAGUUGAACGAAAAGAUUUCUCUAUGCGUGCACGCCAAUUGCACAGUUAGAGAGUCCCUUUUGGUCCAGAGCUACUCCAAGCACACAUGCAACGCGCCGUCGAGAGACCGCACAGCUUUAGUAUGGAUCUUAGGAAUCGUCUUUCUCGUCAUCGGCCUCGUGGGAUUCGGCCUGAGAGUUAUGGCCAGAGUUUUUGUGCGAGCCCAGACUUGGGGAGCUGACGACUGGGUGAUGCUCCUUGCAGUGCUCAUGAUGAUACCCCUCAACGCCAUAUCGAUACCUAUCUCCAGAGUUGGCCUGGGUAAAGAUAUUUGGAAUGUGCAUCCUGACGACAUUACCGAUUUCCUUUAUUUCUUCUUUUGGGAUGAGCUUCUCUACCUUGGAGUUCUCCCUGUCACAAAAAUCUCCAUCCUACUCUUCUACCUCAAGGUCUUUCCAGGCAAAAACAUCCGAUUGGGCUGUUGGAUUCUCAUUGGCCUCAACGUCGCAUAUUUCAUUGCCUUUGAGCUCGUCUCAAUCUUCCAAUGCACUCCCAUCGAAGGUGCCUGGAGGGCGUGGGACAAGGAGUUUCCCGCAAAAUGCAACAACAUCAACAUGCAGGGCUGGAUGGCGGCCAUUCUCAACAUUGUUCUCGACGUGGCUACGCUAUGCCUACCGCUAUGGGAACUCUACAAGCUUUCUUUGUCGCGGAAGAAGAAGAUUCAGAUUAUGCUCAUGUUCAGUGUUGGAUUUUUUGUCACCAUCGUCAGUAUUGUUCGACUACAGUCACUGGCGAGUUAUGCCACAACUAGCAACGUGACGCAGGAUUACGUUGAAAUCGGCUACUGGAGCACCAUUGAAGUCCCAGUCAGCAUCCUCUGCGCUUGUAUGCCCGCCAUCCGCUCCCUCUUCUCUCUCGUCUUCCCCAAAGUCUUUGGCACCACGGCCAGAAGCAAGUCGGAAUAUGCCAACAUCUCGGAAGGGAAACAGGCAUCGAGUUCGCAGAAGAGCACCUCCAAGGCCUUGUCGCAGGGUCAAGGCGUGAGGGUCUCUAAGAAUCCAAAUGAGACGUCUGCAAUGGAGCUUACCGACAUGAGGUUUGACUAUCACCAUCAUCAUGGGCGUCACUCUUCAGAGAAGCUGCCAGUGACUCCUCGUGAGCCAGUGUGA